AUGACUGACCCCAGGCAGCUGGUGGUGUUAUGCAUGAUGUUGGAGACCCGUCAGCGAAUGCUGGAUGCUGUCAAAGAUCUGCGACGGCGCCUUGGUGAGGAGAGGAAACGCGCCGAACACGCUCGCAUGGUCCGUAUCCGACACUACGUGACCACUUCCUGUCUACCAGCUCCGCGGCUAGCCCCCUGGAUGCAUAUCUGGUGGUUCGGCAGCGAUAAGAAUUUCAUAACGAUCACCAGUGUAACGGGGUUACAUAGAAUAGUGACCCUGUCACUAUUCCGGGAUGGCUACAUCGGUCACUCCCCUGGAUAG
Phytophthora sojae is the source of this 312-nucleotide messenger RNA. RefSeq lists its product as hypothetical. Bases 1 to 312 code for a protein of 103 amino acids. NCBI's taxonomy places the organism in Eukaryota, Oomycota, Peronosporomycetes, Peronosporales, Peronosporaceae. The transcript has a single exon. The record is from RefSeq and is a predicted model, not a curated record.